Dalotia coriaria is the source of this 10009-nucleotide messenger RNA. Its product is annotated as intraflagellar transport protein 140 homolog. The record is from RefSeq and is a predicted model, not a curated record. NCBI's taxonomy places the organism in Eukaryota, Metazoa, Arthropoda, Insecta, Coleoptera, Staphylinidae. Gene Ontology annotation, biological process: intraciliary retrograde transport. Gene Ontology annotation, cellular component: axoneme; intraciliary transport particle A; ciliary basal body. The transcript has 10 exons. Gene Ontology annotation, molecular function: protein binding.
CAUCGCGCCGGCGUUGGCGGCAUCAGCGUUUCGGUUGCCUUGGCGAUGCGGUUUGACGACGCUUCAAACAAUCGAUUUCAAUCGAUUGAAAUGACUUCAGAAAAUCCACACGAUAAAGAUCAGACGCAAUAAAUUUAUUUGGUCGUUUAUUUCAAAUUAUUUUACCGCAUAGAUAGGAUGACGUUGUACUUCGAGAAUCCGGUGAACUUCGCCGAGGCGGACACCAUCACCACAGACGAAAUCUGGCACCCUCUCUCGCCGCUGCUCGCCGUGGCCAGUUAUUCGCAGGAACGCGGCGGUUUCGUGACGAUUUUCGACGAAUUGGGUGAGCCUUUGAAUGAUGUGAAUUUCCCAUAUCAUGCGGUUUCGCAAGUGACUGCAUUGACUUGGCACCCGGAGCGGCAUAUUUUAGCCUCCGGAUGGGAAAACGCUGAGUUGAAGGUAUGGACCGGAGAUAAAGAAUUUCAACACGUCGCUACGCCUCACUUGGGGCCGAUUACUAUCUUGGAGUUUAGCGAAAAGGGAGGCAGGCUAGUCAGUUGUGAUACAGCCGGUAAUCUGGUGGGCUGGAAAGUGGAUUCAAGGGGCGAAGUAAUAACAGCAUUCCACCAUGAUCUCAAAGAUAGCAUCACUCAAGUGACCUUCCGAUUGACCAUCAAGACCUCACCCGAAUACGACGUUGAAGGUUUAGCUAAAGCCGCGGUAAAUGGCGACGAGCGAGCCCUGGACAUGUUCAGCAAUUGGCGCCCCAAAACAACAGCGAGAAAAUUCCGUGUCCAGGACGGCAGUGACAACACCUGUUUCUUCGUGGGCACCCAGAGCGGCGUCAUCUACUACAUCAACCAAGGUGGCGCAUGUGCCGAGGUCCUCAACACCGAAGGCACCCCCUUGAAGUAUAUCCUCUACCAUCCGAAUUCAGACUCAAUCAUUGUGAUGAUGGAGGGUUUUACCAUUGGACACUUUCGUGUGGAUUUCCAGGGUCACCUGAGUGAAUUGGUCAAAGUGAAAAUGAGCGGACGAGGGCAGAUGAACCGUGGGACCAUCAACCAGGGUCUUAUCUGGUGUGGUGCCACCUCAUUAGCAAUCCUUACUGGGGAUCUCACCGUGCAGGUGUGGGAUAUAGAUACUCAAUACAAUUACGUCCUGCCCACAAUGUUGAAGAACUUUGGUACUCCCGGCGAAGAUCUCAGUCGGCAAAUGAAUGAGAUGUUCACGUGCAUAGCUUAUUGUCGUGUGAAUCAAACUAUAUGUGCGGGUACGCAUUGCGGCCGGAUUUAUUUCUGGGUACGUGCGGCGAACAACAAGUCCAGACACCCCGAGGAUUGCUGGGAGUUACAGAAUAUUAGUGGUGUUACCGGUACCGUGAAACAAUUGCAUUGGGGUACGAUUCAGUUGCGGCGGCCAUUGUUGAGUGUGAACUGUGUGACACGCGUGUACAUUAUGAAGGAACAAUUACUUGCAGCUUCUUUCACAGAAAGAAUCUGGGCAACUCAACGAACCGCAAAUGAAAUCCUUAUAGAAACCCCGGAAGGACGUGCUUCGGUAAAGUGCGACAUACAAGUUGGAGACUUGGCAAUCAACGAAGAAUACUUGGCUGUUACCAAUGGACGCGCAAUCGCCGUCUAUUCGUUAUCCAGAAAAACGGCAAUGACUGCUAUUGAACUAGGCAACUUCCCAUGCGAUAACGAAAAGAUCUGCCUGCAUGUGAAGAAUGUCAUCGUGAUGUUCCAAACUGGGAUUACAAUUCGCAGUUCAACGGGGACCAUUUUAUCACAGAUUCCUGUGAUUGCCAGCGAAGGGGAACCAAUUGGAAUGGAGCUAGCUGGUGAAAACCUCACAGUGUUCACAAUGGACGGCUUUCUGAAACUGUAUAAUCUAUCAGGCGAUGAACCAAAGUUGACGACUCCAGUGAAGUCAAUGUAUGACAUGGUGCCGGACUUUGGCGAGAUCAUUCAAGCAAAGUCCAAUCGAGUUGGUAACAGAAUUGCGCUCACAUUGGCCGAUGCCAAUUUAAUCCCCGAUGGGAUCCUCUACAUCUGGGACAUUGAAGAUGACAGUAUAGUACAAUAUGAUUUUUACAAAGCGCAGGAUAGCAAUGGUGAAGCCGAGGAGUAUUAUGAUAAAGACGGGACGACAGAGAAGACGUUCCAGGAGAAUUUCGCGCGGAUAUGUUCAAAUCGCGUGAUUUUAACCAUUUGCUGGGACGUGGAUGACUCACGCCUGCUUUGCUGCAAUGCGAAGAAACGAUCAAUGUCCGCUAGAGACAAGAUUAUCAUGGAUGACCUGAAACGAAUACAGAAAAUCAAUCAGAAACCCUUGGAUCUUGAAGAACAAAUCCUUGUUACCAUGUUUUAUUCGCAUGAUCGCGGUAUUUCCAUUCAAGACAUCCGCAUGACAGACCCAGAAGCCAGAUUAUUGGGUAUGGCUACACCGUACAUCGCCAUAUUGCAAAAACUCUCCGUGCAUCGUGAACUGAUGAAUGACUUCAAUGGUUUGGAGACGUGUAACAAGGCAACGAAAGACGCAGUUUUAGAUUUUAGCUAUAAUCUAUCACUGGGUAAUAUGGAUGAGGCUUUCAAAGCAAUCAAAUCCAUUCAAAGUACAGGCGUCUGGAGUAGUUUGGCACGCAUGUGUGUGAAGACUCGGCGUUUGGAUGUAGCUGGUGUGUGUCUGGGACACAUGGGUAACGCACGUGCUGCACGAGCAUUGCGACAAGCUAUGAAUGAUGAGAGUCUGGUGUUUGAAGCAAAACUAUCUGUGUUAGCGGUGCAACUCGGCAUGUUGGAAGAGGCUGAGCAAUUAUUAACUGAGUGCAAUCGCCAUGAUCUGUUGAACCAACUCUAUCGCCAACGAAAUAGAAUAGAGUUGUCUCUGGCGAUUGCCUAUAGUAAAGAUAGGAUUCAUUUGAGGAAUACGGAACAUGCAGCAGCUCGCGGAUUGGAAGCAGAUGGUCGACUGAAUGAGGCGAUUAUACGCUAUGAAAAAGCAAUGACUCACCAGUAUGAUGUACCUAGAAUGCUGAUGGAUCACCCUGACUUAUUACAUCAAUACAUGUCAAGGGCAACCGAUCCUGAUUUGAUCAAAUGGUGGGGCCAAUACACGGAGAGCCAAGGAGACAUGCAAGCAGCUUUGCAGAUUUACGGCAAAGCGAAUGACGUUUACUCCCAGGUGCGAGUCCUUUGCUUCCUGGGGGAUGAAUCCCGUGCGUGUGAUCUUGCACGUUCUUCUAGUGAUAAAGCAGCGUGUUACCACUUGGCGCGACAUUAUGAAACCUUAGGGAAUAUCGAAUAUGCCGUGGCGUUCUUCAAGAGAGCGAACGCUUAUUGUAACGCAGUGCGACUCUGCACUGAGCACCACAUGGACGAAGAACUAUGGAACAUAGGAUUGGUAGCAGGUCUGGCCGAACAAAUGGAAUGCGCCAGAUACUUCGAGAGAGCUAAUGCUUUAGAUAAAGCCAUCAUGUUGUACCACCGAGGUGGAAUGUUCCACAAAGCGCUGGACAUGGCAUUUGAAACGCGUGAGUUUGACACUCUGCAAUUGGUCGCCAGGGAUCUAGAUAAAAACUCAGAUCCGGCUUUGAUUAAAAAGUGUGCUGAAUAUUUUAUUACUAAUGAACAGUAUGAGAAAGCUGUGGACAUGUUUGCUAUCGGAAAGAAGUUUUCCGAUGCGAUUGAUCUCUGCCUAGCGCACAGUGUGCAACUUGAUGAAGAGUUGGCUGAAAGACUCACACCUAAUAAAGCAGAGGUGACGGAGGAGCUGCGCGUGCGUAUUCUGGAAAGUCUCGCAGAGACUUUGAUGAGUCAAGGUAACUAUCACCUGGCGACAAAGAAGUUUACCCAGGCUGGGGAUAAAAUCAAAGGAAUGAAAGCACUCCUGAAGUCGGGUGACACCGACAAGAUUAUUUUCUUUGCUGGAGUGUCACGCCAGCGAGAGAUUUACAUCAUGGCGGCGAAUUAUCUACAAACUCUUGACUGGCAGAAUCAACCGGAUGUUCUCAAGAACAUCAUCAAUUUUUACUUGAAAGGCAAAGCCCUUGAUCUCUUAGCGAAUUUUUAUGUGGCCUGUGCACAUGUUGAAAUUGAUGAAUUCCAGAACUAUGAGAAAGCUCUGGGUGCUUUAACUGAAGCGCAAAGAUCUUUAGCGAAAGUAACACAACCGAAUGAUGUGAUUGCACAUCGAAGAGCGACGGAAAUCAUGCAGCAGCAAUUAACUGCAGUAAAGCGCUUUGUUGAUAUCAAGCGCAUUUUUGAGCGCGGGGAUUAUAAUUCUGGUUUACAGCAGUGUAAAAUGUUAUUGAGCGGAGGUGAUAGCGAAUUGGAGACGUCAGUGCGCCGCGGGGACAUUUAUGCGCUCAUGAUUCAAAUGGCGAUUAAAAACGAGAAGUUUGACGAUGCCAAACUGUAUUUCUUGGAGUUGAGACAAAUCUUAGCAUCGACCACGCAAACUCCAAUCACAUACUAUGUUAAUAAAGAAUUGCUAGAUGCACUUGCGAGGGGCUUGAGUAUUCCGGUAACAUCUCUCGUCCCCAAUCUGAACAAACCCAGCGAGCAAAUUGAAGAUGAUCACGAGAUUAACGAGGAACUUAUUGAAGAAUAGAAAGAAGAACGUUUGAUAUUUAUUUGUUAUAAAAUCUACAUUAAAUUUAUGUUUAUAUACAUGUUUGGCUCCACCAGGUCACAGACCAGCACUACGACAGCCGUGACCGAUCUGCGCGUGAACACGACCGCACUCAACGCCGUCGCGCUCAGCUCUGUCGCCAAAUACUGGGUGCUCACCAACCUACUGCCAGGACCAAUACCACAAGUGUCUGUUUACGGCCUGCCUGGCUCGGCCGCGCGCAACGACAACCAAAAACUAUCUCAAGAUACAUCUGUGACUCAGCACUCAAGCCUGAUCCAACCAGACAACAUUCUGCUGUCACACAAUGCAAAUCUAACAGUGCCUACAAGUACAAUGCACCUGGACACUCCCAACAACCAGUUGAACAAUCACCAACAGCAGCAGACACAGCACAAUCUUGGCCAGAGCAACAUGGUGCAAGUACAGGUGCAAGACAACAUGGUAUCAGUGAUUGAUGACAAUAAGGAGCACAAGGAGCUGGCUACUCAUCUUGCACAAGCACAGUUGCACAUCCAGGGCGAGAACAAUCAACUGCCGCCACAGGCGAUGUCCGUGCAGCAUCUCCAGCAGCUGCAAGUACAGCAAGUACUUGAUAAUGUCGUACGUAUGGAAACAGCCGAACAAAACGCGAAUUCCGCCGGCGGUGAUGAACAAAUGCACGACAUUAAGGAUGAGAAAACACUGCAGAGCGCGACUAAGUUUUUGUCUGCGCAGUUCGGCCUGCAGGAUAUCAAACCCAACUUGAUGGAUGUGCGCACUGCGGAUGGGAGUAUUGUGAAGAUCUCGACAGGUUUACCGGAUCAAGACCUGGCGAAGACGAUAGGCGUCGAGAUGGUGCAGAACAUGUUUAAGGUGAAUGUCGACGACUUCAAUCAGCUGCUGGCGUACCAUGAAGUUUUCGGCAAGAUUCAGACUGAGCCCACGGCCGGCACAUUGGUGCAGACCGGGCAGAACCAGCAGGGUGUUAAUUUACAGGGCGGCGUUGUGAAUAACAUCGCCUCGGUGCCGAAAGUCCUCGAGAAUGAGCAGGAAGCCUCCACUAGCGGAAUCAACGCGGAGAAUUCACCAACUAUUAUUGCAGGCACACAUGUUUGUGAUAUCUGUGGAAAAAUGUUCCAAUUUCGUUACCAACUAAUAGUCCACCGUCGUUACCACACAGAACGCAAGCCGUUCACGUGCCAGGUAUGCGGCAAGGCGUUCCCGAAUGCAGCGGAGCUCAGUCGGCAUGGAAAGUGCCAUCUCGGCGGCAGUAUGUUCACGUGCAGCGUGUGUUUUCACGUGUUCGCGAACGCCGCGUCGCUGGAGCGCCAUAUGAAGCGGCACUCGACUGACAAGCCAUACAACUGCACCGUGUGCGGGAAGUCCUUUGCGCGCAAAGAACACCUCGAGAACCACACGCGUUGCCAUACCGGUGAAACGCCUUACCGCUGCCAGUACUGCGCCAAGACCUUCACACGAAAGGAACACAUGGUAAACCACGUGCGGAAGCAUACAGGUGAGACGCCGCAUCGAUGCGAUAUCUGUAAGAAGAGUUUUACGCGUAAGGAACAUUUUAUGAAUCACGUUAUGUGGCAUACGGGCGAGACGCCGCAUCAGUGUACGAUUUGCGGGAAGAAAUACACUCGUAAAGAGCAUCUCGCCAACCACAUGCGUUCGCACACCAACGAUACACCCUUCCGUUGUGAGAUUUGCGGUAAGAGUUUUACGCGCAAGGAACACUUCACGAACCACAUCAUGUGGCAUACGGGCGAGACGCCGCAUCGUUGCGACUUCUGCUCGAAGACGUUCACGCGUAAGGAGCACCUGCUGAAUCACGUGCGGCAACACACCGGUGAAUCGCCGCAUCGCUGUGGUUACUGCUCGAAGAGCUUUACGCGCAAGGAACACCUCAUCAACCACGUGCGGCAGCACACCGGCGAGACGCCUUUCCGAUGCAGCUAUUGCCCGAAAGCGUUCACGCGCAAAGACCAUCUCGUCAAUCAUGUGCGUCAGCACACUGGUGAGUCCCCGCAUAAGUGCACCUAUUGCACGAAGAGUUUCACGCGCAAAGAGCAUCUGACCAAUCAUGUGCGUCAGCACACGGGCGAAUCGCCGCAUCGCUGUCAUUUCUGUUCGAAAAGUUUCACGCGCAAAGAGCAUCUCACGAACCACGUGCGGAUACACACGGGCGAAUCGCCGCAUCGUUGUGAAUUCUGCCAGAAGACGUUCACGCGUAAGGAACACCUCACCAACCACCUGCGGCAGCAUACUGGCGAGACGCCGCAUUGUUGUAAUGUGUGUAGUAAGCCAUUCACGCGUAAAGAACACCUUAUAAACCACAUGCGAUCGCAUACAGACGUUCCUCCCAAAGGUGAGCGGCCCUUCAGCUGCGGCGAGUGCGGCAAGUCGUUUCCGCUUAAAGGUAACCUGCUCUUCCAUCAACGAUCACACAAUAAAGGCGCGCAAGCAGAACGCCCGUUCCGGUGUGACCUCUGCGAGAAGGACUUCAUGUGCAAAGGGCAUCUGGUGUCGCAUCGGCGAUCACACAGUGGUGAACGUCCACAUGCCUGCCCGGACUGUGGCAGGACGUUUGUCGAAAAAGGCAACAUGCUUAGGCAUCUACGAAAACAUCAGCAGGAGCUGCCUGCGAAUGCAGCGCCGAUUGUUGAGAUCCAAAUUCAACAACCGCCGAUCUCUGUGUCGACGAGCGCGGCCAGUAUGCAGGCACAGGCGACGCAAGCCGGUGCGCUCGCUACAUCGGUGGCUGGCGGUUCCAUUCUGCAGCAGACGCUGAUGCAUCCAGCGAAUGCGCAUCCUGUUCCCAGUGUACCAACGGCUAACGGCAACGUGCUAGCCACCUACUGAGCCCAGCCACCUUUCCAGGCAUUCGGACCACAAUUACAUUUUCUGCAUAGGUAGGCGCAGAAACUCACAAGAAUGCGGCGAAAGGUGGCAAUGACAAAACAAAAACGAAAUUUGUAUGACAAGCGCAGACGUUUUUUUUUUUAAAUUUUCGACGAUUCAAAGCGAACAUUACGCUAGAAUGUUGAUCUAAGGAUUUAAGUGCCAUAGAGUUGAUUUAUUCCACUAUUUGUUUUAUUAAUAUAUCUAGUUAGGUAGGUACACAUAGCGAAACGGGCAUUAAACGAGUUACGAAGGAACGAAACAGCGAUAAUUAGCUGCAGCGGAGGGUGGCGAAUUGAUUAGGUCUAGAUUACAAUAGUACCGCGCCGCGGGGAACCAAUUGCCGAUCGAACACGUUGAAUCCAAUUGCAGACACAACACAAACGACCAAAUUACAACAAAUUAUGCAAAUGCCUUAUUAGGUUUAUUAGUAGGAGGUGAUCACGAUCGCGAUUCAUUUGACGAGGAUGUGAUGCACAUUGAGCUCACUCAACCACGGCGCCCACUCGAAAUGGCCAUACUUAAUGUUACAGGGUGUCAUUAUUUGUAGGAAAAUGUGGAAAUGUCUUCGUAGGUAUAUUCUAGCUAGGCGGUAGGUUAAUUAGACGUAUUAGCAAUAGACGGCAAAACGUAAACGUGUCAUGUGGGCCGGGUUGCUCUGCUGCUCGUGCGCAUCAGUUUUUUUUUUCUUAAACGGUGUGUCCACUUGCGAUGACAAGCAAGACAAUGAAUUCAUGCAGUUGUUUAGUUUCGUCUGCUUAUGCUAAUAUCUGUUGCUUUUUUAAUAUAUUUUUUACACCUAGUGAUGUAAGCGGAAAUUUUACGAGAUUAGUUUUAAUGCUUUUAAGUGGGCGAAAAUAAUGCGCAAAGGUUGCUUAAGACUAUAUUAAUUUACAGAUAACACCGACAAAUUGUGCAAUUUUCACAAAAUCAAACCUUAACGAUGUAAAUACGAAGUUUUUCAAUUAUUUGGAAGUUAUUUAUUUACCAGUGGAUGUUUUGAUGCAAGAGAAGAUUUGAUUUCAUUUAGUUAGGUAUUUUACUAAACCAAAAAACCAAAACAAGUGGACAAUGCCAUUAUUAGUGUAAAUACUUCGCAAUUUUCUCUUGAAAUCAGGUUUCUGCCAUUGCAAAUCUAAAAUGUUUAGCAUUAAAAAAACGAUGGAAUCUCAGCAAAAUACACUUUAUGUACAUAAUGAUUGAAAUAACUUCCCGAAAUCGAAUCUGAAGCAAUGUGGAACUGGUGGAUGAAAACCAAAGACGAACUGCCCGCAUGACACAUGCGCACAACACCACAUUACCAAUAGUUUGUAGAAAAGCGCCGAAAAUUCAACGCGAAACGAAGCGCAUCGGUCGAAAUUCGCACGCGCCGCGCAUUUAACUAAUAGGAUAACGUGUUUUCUUUCCUAACCCGAAUGAUUGGACGCGAAUUAAUGUUUUAUAUGAUUUGAAAACAAUGUGAUAUACGAUUCCAGACUGGUUUUAUUUUAGCGACAGUAUUAUUUAGCUAGACGGGAUGGGGGAGGCGAAACCGCUCGCAUCCGAGUAGAAGGUAAAUCAAAACCCGUCUUGAAUCCGGCAACCAUAACAAAACAUACAUCCGGCAAUCUGUGACCGAAUGUGCACGUGAACAUUUUGUCGUCGGCCUAAGUGCACACACACACGAUUCGAACGAGGCCUGAGGUGCUGUGACUACGCCAUUCACGCGACAUGAAAACACUUCGGAUUCAUUCACAUAGUGCGUAGGCUACAUGUAUAUUAAGCUAGGACGACGUCGACUCCAAAUAACACAGCAGACUAAGCAAACGAAAGAAUGCAGUGACAACAAUAUGAAAUUUAUACUUAAAUAUUUGCAAAUUAUGGUAUAUAUAAAAUAUAUAUAUAUAAAAAAAAUUUAUUUGAUGAAAAUAAGAAUAAGUACUUUAGCUGAAACAAAAAAUAGCGUAUAGUUCCUGUACAUAUUAACGAAAUAUUUUAAUUGUAAUUUGUAAGCAAAUAAGAUUUACGCUAAUCUAGGUAUGAUACAUUUAAACGUUUAAUCCAAAAUAAUUGAUUUAUACCCAAAUGCAAAGAGCGCUUUAUUUUCUAUUUUACACUGGCGAAUGACCGGCUUAAGUUGAGAGUUUUAUAUUAAAUUUAGUGAGGGAUGGACGCGAAUGGAAAACAGUAUUGUAACGAAACAAUGUCGAACUCAAUGAGAAACUUUUCGAUUUUUCAGCGAUGAAUAAUCGCGAUUUUCUUGUGGAGUUUGUCGGCGCGAUAGGCGAAUUGUCGCUGUUUUAAUCGAAUUGAAAUUGUUUUCACUGAUUAAUUCGUUUACAAACAGCCGCGAUUGGUGGUGUGAGUUUUGCCACGCAUAAAAUUAAUCGAGGAGAUGCAAUGUGAGGGGUUUGUUUGAAUACGUGCUAUUUGAUUAUAUUAAUGUAACUUAAAAAACAAAUAUUAUACAUAGUUUAUUUUAAUGAAAGUAAAUCUAAAAUACAAAUCGAAAGAAAACAUUCUAUUA